This is a messenger RNA of Exophiala bonariae, 348 nucleotides long. RefSeq lists its product as uncharacterized. The record is from RefSeq and is a predicted model, not a curated record. Lineage: Eukaryota; Fungi; Ascomycota; Eurotiomycetes; Chaetothyriales; Herpotrichiellaceae. The transcript has a single exon. Bases 1 to 348 code for a protein of 115 amino acids.
AUGUCUUCAACCUCAACCUCUUCCGCACCCCUCUACGAAUGGCUAGUGCACAUUCCAGACUUCCCAGGCGCUCUGGACAAGCGACUUGCCGCUCGACCGACGCAUCUGGGCAACCUGAAGCCCAGCAUUGAAUCGGGCCAGAUUGUGUUUGGUGGUGCUUUGCUUUCCAAGCAGCCGGCCGAGGGAGAGAGCCCGGAUAUGGUGGGUAGCUUUAUGAUGAUCAAGGCCGAGAGUGAAGAGAAGGUGCGCGAGUGGAUGGACAAGGAUGCUUAUACCAAGGGCGGUGCGUGGGAUGUCAAGAAUGCGAAGAUUUAUCCCUUCAGAUGUGCUGUUAGGACCGCCAUGUGA